AUGUCACGCCCUUUUCCUUACACGUACAUAUCUUGUCCCUGCGCCGACACCGCGGUGCCCGACCCAGCUAGGAAGCGAAGAUCGAGGGAAUCCCCCCAGAAAUCCCCUCAGAAACCCCCGCCUGAGCGGCUGAAUCCCUCGGAGGAAGAUAAGAAGGAACCACCGAAGGAUGAACAACAAGAAGAAGAGGAGGAAGAGGAGCAGACCUUUGACCCUCGCUCUCCGCGGUCCAAUUUCUCAUUGUACCCACCUGAGCAGCUUCUCUACUGUGAAGAAUGCCAUCAGAUCAAGUGUUCUCGAUGUAUUACAGAGGAGAUUGUGAGCUGGUUUUGUCCAAGCUGUUUGUUUGAAACACCUAGCAGUAUGGUCCGGAGUGAUGGCAAUCGAUGCGGUCGAAACUGCUUCAACUGUCCUGUCUGUACGGCUCCAUUAGCUGUCAGUACUAUUGAGAAUGCCACUGGGAAUGGAACCCAGCAGGGUCCGUGGGUGCUAUCCUGUGGAUAUUGUCUUUGGACAACACUGGACAUCGGCAUCAAGUUCGACAAGCCGACAAACAUUCGCAGCCAGCUGCAGAAGAUGACCGACUCCACUGCUCAACCUGCGAUUGACAGGUCGAGGCAAGCUUCUCGUACCUUUGGAGAUCUGAAGUCCCCUCUCUCGACCUUUGCCUCCAUUGACGAGCAAUCGGCCGCACGCGAACGAGAAGAAGAGCAAUCUCCAUCCCAAGAAACAGAAGCACCUCCCAUGGACACAGAUGCCCGAUUUGCAGCCUUGAAAUCCUUCUACCGUAAUCAGAUCGCUGAAACAUCAUCUUCGCCCAGCGACCCUCUCAGCACAGACUUUGGGUUUUCUUCGCCCGGUGCGCUCAAUCGAUUGAUGUCACUCUAUGCCUCGUCUUCACGUCUAAGCGGUCUCUACGGCGGAAGCAAGAAACCCAAAUCCAAACCACCCGUCAUGCGCGAAGCCAUCACAGCAAGCGAGGGGCUUCAGCUCGCCCCAGAAAACAGCGACGAAGAUCUAAUCCAACGCCUCACCUCCCCAAGCUGCGGCUGGGACGGCGUGGCAUCAACCGAGCAGCGCGCCGCCCAAUCCCCAGACGCCCGUUUCACAGACGAUCUCCUCCCACUCCCCGUCCUCCUCCGCACCAAGCGAGCCAAGCGCUGCAAGUCCUGCAAACACAUCCUGGUCAAGCCAGAGACAAAGCCCCAAUCCACUCGCUUCCGCAUCCGCCUCAUCGCUCUCAGCUACAUCCCGCUGCCCACCCUCCGCCCCUUAGCCCUAUCAACAUCCUCCACCCUCCCAACCAUAGCCGCAACCCCAGACCUGAACUCCCUCCCACCCCUCCGGCCCGUGCAUGUCCUCCUCACGCUCAAGAACCACAUGUUCGACCCCGUCCGAAUCACCCUCGCCACGCCGCCCGUCACACCAGGCAAUGUCGCAACCAAAGUCACCGUGCUCUCGCCCCAGUUCGAGAUCGGCGCCAACAGCGACGUCUGGGACGAGGCCCUUCAAGGCGCCUCGGCCCCGCUGAAGGGUGACGCUACUACUGCCGGUAUGCGUGGCGUGCCUGAAGCAGGCAAGGUGUGGGAUAAAGGUCGGAAUUGGACGACCGUUGUGUUGGAGGUUGUGCCUGGCACGUUGCCAGGUAGUAGUGCCGAAGGCGGGGAUGGGGAUGGAGGGGGUGAUGAGGGUGUUUUGGCUGUUGCGGGUCAGAAGGCUGAUGAGGAUGUUCUGGAGAUUCCGGUGUUUGUGAGGAUGGAUUGGGAUGCUGAUGCGCAGCUUGAUCAGGGAAAUGUUGAGAAGGUGUCUAAGCCUGAUGAUAAGGUUACGCGGGAGUUGGCUUAUUGGAUGGUGCUUGGUGUGGGUAGGAUUCAGCCUUCGUUGUAG
This is a messenger RNA of Penicillium nucicola, 1887 nucleotides long. RefSeq names its product putative dynactin Arp1 p62 subunit RO2. Lineage: Eukaryota; Fungi; Ascomycota; Eurotiomycetes; Eurotiales; Aspergillaceae. The record is from RefSeq and is a predicted model, not a curated record. The transcript is spliced from 2 exons. The coding region runs from base 1 to 1887 and encodes 628 amino acids. Gene Ontology annotation, cellular component: dynactin complex.